GCCAGCAAAGGGGUACACUGGGACAAAAAACAGGUCUUUAAGACCAAACCGAGACUUCAGAUAAUGUUACAUUCCUUUCGAUCUUCUCGCUCACCAAACAGUCAAAAAUUUCCGAACAGAUCUGGGAAGCGUGUGGUUAUAAAUGCAGACUCGGUAUAUGGAGAGGACCAAAUCUAUGAGCAGAGGGAAGAGGAGUUUGGAGGGGGGAGGAGGAGAGGAUGAUCAGCCGGAGCGCAAGCGGCCCGCUCUCGCAAGCGUAAUUGUUGAAGCUCUAAAAGUGGAUAGUCUGCAAAAGCUAUGCUCAUCUUUGGAACCUAUUCUUCGUAGAGUUGUCAGUGAAGAAGUGGAACGUGCUUUGGCAAAAUUAGGCCCUGCUAGAAUUGGUGGAAGGUCUUCCCCAAAACGGAUUGAAGGUCCAGAUGGACGAAACUUGCAGCUGCAGUUUAAGUCCAGAUUGUCUCUUCCUCUCUUCACUGGAGGGAAAGUAGAAGGCGAGCAGGGUGCUGCAAUUCAUGUUGUAUUGAUUGAUGCAAGCACUGGCCAUGUUAUGACAUCUGGACUUGAAGCCUCAGUCAAACUAGACAUUGUUGUACUUGAAGGUGAUUUUAACAAUGAAGAUGAUGAAGGCUGGUCCCAAGAAGAAUUUGAAAGCCAUGUGGUGAAAGAGCGUGAAGGUAAGAGACCCUUGUUGACUGGGGACCUGCAAGUGACACUCAAGGAAGGUGUGGGGACGCUAGGGGAACUCACAUUUACAGAUAACUCAAGUUGGAUAAGGAGCAGGAAGUUCAGGCUUGGCUUGAAGGUUGCCUCUGGAUUUUGUGAGGGCAUACGCAUACGUGAAGCAAAGACGGAAGCUUUUACUGUUAAAGAUCACAGAGGAGAAUUGUACAAGAAGCACUAUCCACCUGUAUUAGAUGAUGAAGUAUGGAGACUGGAGAAAAUUGGCAAGGAAGGAUCAUUCCACAAGAGGCUAAACAAUGAAGGAAUAUUCACAGUUCAAGAUUUUCUUCGUCUUGUGGUUCGAGACCCACAAAAACUUCGUGCUAUCCUUGGUAGUGGCAUGUCAAAUAAGAUGUGGGACGCUCUCUUAGAGCAUGCAAAGACUUGUGUCCUGAGUGGGAAGUUUUAUGUUUACUAUUCAGAGGAUGGAAGAAAUGCUGGUGCUAUUUUUAACAACAUCUAUGAACUGAGUGGCCUUAUUAACGGGGAGCAAUACUUUUCUGUCAAUUCUCUUUCUGACAACCAGAAGGUCUAUUUAGAUAUGCUGGUAAAGAAAGCAUAUGACCAUUGGGACCAAGUUGUAGAGUAUGAUGGCAAGGCAUUCUUGAGCUUCAAGCAGAAUAAGAGGCCCAUUGCAUCCCGGAAUGAACUUGAUAUGAGCCCAUUUGAUUACUCUGGUGCUUUGGAUCAUCAACUGCAUCUACAAAGCCUGCCAGUUCCUUCAGAGCAGCCUCCCAUGGAUUCUGGCUUACCUGCUGGAGCUUUAGGGUACAAUGAUACUCUGGCAACGAGGUAUUCAACCCAGUCACAGAUUGUAAAUUCAAAUUCUCGUAGCCUGCUUGACAGCACUUCUUUUGCACUACAUGACCAUUUGAUAAGCAACUCUCACCAAGCCCAAAGUGCAAGACAUAAUAGCAGUGCUGUUGCACUGGCCCUUGGUCCUCCACAAUCAGCUACAUCAGGAUUUCAGGCUAGUAACUCUACAACUCAACCAUCCACUCUUAAUCCUUUUGAAGACUGGUCACAAAACCGGGGCAAGGGAGUCGAUGAGUUCUUUUCAGAGGAAGAGAUUCGCAUUAUAAGUCAUGAGAUGCUUGAGAAUGAAGAUAUGCAGCAUUUGCUCCGAAUCUCUAGUAUGGGAGGUCAUGCCUCCAUUAACAUGCCGGAGGAUGGGUUCACAUUCUCAUCAUACAUGCCAUCACCGAUGCCAACCUUCGAUGAGGAUCGUGGGCGACCUGGAAAAGCUGUUGUUGGGUGGUUGAAGAUUAAGGCAGCAAUGAGGUGGGGUUUCUUUAUCAGGAAGAAAGCAGCUGAGAAGCGAGCACAACUUGUUGAGUUAGACGAUGAAUAGAAGUUGCUAUGAGGAUGCAGUUAGGUUUUCUCCUCUAACCUUGGCGCUGCCUUGCUCUUUUGCAAAUCAUCAAUACUCCUAAUGAUUGCCAACAAACUUGUUGGUUUGAAAGUCUUGGGGAUCUCUGUUGUAAAUACAGCAGGAGUUCUCUUGUACAGUUUGCAUGUAUAGUUUUUGUCAAUCACCUUUCAUUCUAUUAAGAUGCUUUCUCAUCACCAUACCUUUGGUUUUGUGAACGGUAUAUCGUCGCAUUUGGGUUCCUAGGGGUAAAUGUGCUUUUCAACCCCUUUCUUCUUGUUGACUGAUUAGGGGAACAUUUUUGGUAUGACUUCAAUUUGUUGUUUGUAUCAUUGUACAAGAAUGGUGGGUUCUAAUAUUAUGCUAGUUCUAUUUUUCUGAUUUUUUCAAA
Juglans regia (Persian walnut) is the source of this 2480-nucleotide messenger RNA. Its product is annotated as calmodulin-binding protein 60 B-like. The transcript has 9 exons. Gene Ontology annotation, cellular component: nucleus. Lineage: Eukaryota; Viridiplantae; Streptophyta; Magnoliopsida; Fagales; Juglandaceae. Gene Ontology annotation, biological process: regulation of salicylic acid biosynthetic process. The record is from RefSeq and is a predicted model, not a curated record. The coding region runs from base 143 to 2071 and encodes 642 amino acids. Gene Ontology annotation, molecular function: calmodulin binding; sequence-specific DNA binding; DNA-binding transcription factor activity.